Messenger RNA from Salvia splendens (bonfire salvia), 1412 nucleotides. RefSeq names its product serine/arginine-rich splicing factor RS40. Gene Ontology annotation, molecular function: RNA binding. Lineage: Eukaryota; Viridiplantae; Streptophyta; Magnoliopsida; Lamiales; Lamiaceae. The record is from RefSeq and is a predicted model, not a curated record. The transcript is spliced from 6 exons. Bases 155 to 1144 code for a protein of 329 amino acids.
AGGUAUUUCUGAAAAAAAUUCAGCAUCAUGAAGCCUAUAUUUUGCGGGAAUCUGGACUUUGACGCUAAGCAAUCCGACGUUGAUCGCCUUUUCAGAAAAUAUGGGAGGGUGGAUCGCGUAGAUAUGAAAUCUGGAUUACUCUUGGUCUUCCUGGAUGGAUGGUUCUCUCUGCUUUAAUUUUCUGGCUUGUGCCCAAGAUACAUGUUUGUCUGUCCGAAAGAAUCGAUAUUUCUGCCAUGCUCUACCAUUCCACACUACCUGUAGAUCAUUCACUUUUCUAUUCCUCACCACUUUGCCCAGUCACCGAUUUCCAACAUGUUUCGACAUAGAUUCAUGUUCAAUUCGGAUCCAGUGGCAGGUGUUAUGUUCUCUUCAUGCAAAAGUUUUUUUCCCUUUCCUCUCCAAUGUCUCCAUCUUAUUUGCAGGGGUUUUGGAUGUUGUAAUUGUUUACCUAGCAUCAUUAUGUUACAUUGUGCAAGGCUUCUGCUUUGUCUAUAUGGAAGAUGAGCGGGAUGCAGAGGAUGCGAUCCGGAGGCUUGACAGGAUAGAGUUUGGCAGAAAAGGGCGCAGAAUUCGUGUUGAGUGGACCAAGCAAGAGCGUGGUAGCAGAAGGCCUGAUAGCACCAGAAAAUCUUCUUCCAGUGCACGACCUUCUAAAACGUUAUUUGUCAUUAACUUUGAUCCUAUCAAUACUAGGACCAGGGACAUUGAAAAGUAUUUUGAGCAUUAUGGGAAGAUAUCCAAUGUCAGGAUCAGAAGGAACUUUGCCUUUGUGCAGUAUGAGUUGCAGGAAGAUGCAACCCGAGCAUUAGAGGAAACUCACUUAAGCAAGUUCAUGGAUCGAGUUAUAUCAGUUGAAUAUGCAAUCCGGGACGAUGAUGACAAAAGAAAUGGGCACAGCCCUGAUGGAAGAGGACGUGACACGUCUCCUGAUAGAAGAAACUAUGAUCGCAGACGUUCCCCAAGUCCCUAUCAAAGAGAUAGGGGUAGCCCUGACUAUGGACAUGGAUCUGUACCAAAUUCUAGAUCAGAACGAAGGGGCAGUCCUCAAUAUGGAAGAGCAGAAAGCCCUGCCAAUGAUAGAUACAACAGUCGUUCACCCCCGCCUCCACGGGAGAGGUCUCGAUCACGAUCCCGGUCUUGAGAAGGAAGAACACUGUUGGUAGCAUUUGGUAGAAUCUAUUCUCUUCAUUCUUCCCUGCAAAUUUCUGCAAGUGUUUUUCAACUAGUUAUUGUUAAAACUUUGGGUAGAGAGUGUUGUAGCCUAUGCAUAGUUGAAUUCGAUUGUGAUUCGUACUUAUGUCAAACUGUUCUAUGUCUCAACUUAUGUGUAUCUGAUUGAUCUUGUAUUUCAUGGAUAAAUUGAUGUAAUCGUGCUUUGGUUUAUGAUUUAUGUCCAAUUUUAUGGAUCA